CCGCUUCGGAUCCUCAAACCAUUGCUACAAUCAAUAAGUUCAGCCGGUUGUUUGAGCUAUAGCUAUCUCUCACUCAAAUGGCCACCAAAACGAUAACAUUGCAACUAUUUCCCCUUUUCUUCUUCUGCUUGUUUCUUGUCUGCAACUGCAGAUUCGAGGGCGUUAAUGGAGAUGACAAUGGCGGCUGGCAAACUGCACAUGCCACCUUCUACGGUGGUGCUGAUGCUACCGGCACGAUGGGGGGAGCUUGUGGUUAUGGGAACUUGUAUAGUCAAGGGUAUGGAACGAGCACAGCAGCUUUGAGCACUUCACUUUUCAACAAUGGCCUGAGCUGUGGUUCCUGCUACGAGCUCCGGUGCAAUGAUGCUCCUAAAUGGUGUUUUACUCGAACCAUAACCGUGACCGCCACCAACUUUUGCCCCCCUAACUAUGCUUUAUCAAGUGACAAUGGUGGUUGGUGCAAUCCCCCCCGAGAACACUUUGAUUUGGCCGAACCAGCUUUCUUGCAGAUUGCCGAAUAUCGAGCUGGAAUCGUACCUGUUCUCUACAGAAGGGUCUCAUGUGUGAAGAAAGGAGGCAUACGAUACACCAUUAAUGGGCAUUCAUACUUCAACCUAGUUCUGAUAACAAACGUCGCAGGUGCUGGGGAUAUAAAGUCGGUGUCGAUCAAGGGUUCGAAGACGGGGUGGCUACCGAUGUCGAGAAACUGGGGCCAAAACUGGCAGAGCAAUGCCUACCUGAAUGGCCAAAGCCUGUCUUUCAAAGUCACAGACAGCGAUGGCAGGACCAUCACAAACUACAAUGUGGUGCCUGGUGGAUGGCAAUUCGGACAAACAUUUGAAGGAGGCCAAUUUUAAGACAAAUUCAAUUGAAAAAUUACUUGUAUAAGGUCACACGAGAGUUUUAUGCAUAGGUAGCAAGGUGGCUCCCGCUGGCUUUGUGUGAAAUAAGCGAGCAAGUGCCAUAUAUAUAUACAUUUAUACAUUUCAAUGUAUGCAUAGUGCCCUCCAACUACUAAGUUUGGAUUUUGGAGGGAAUAUCCAUAAGAUAAUGUCUGAAAUUUGUUUGUUGAUUGACCAUAAUUUUUAAGGAUUAAUAUCCUUUAUAAUUUUUAAA
Molecule: messenger RNA, 1116 nt
Organism: Hibiscus syriacus
Lineage: Eukaryota; Viridiplantae; Streptophyta; Magnoliopsida; Malvales; Malvaceae
Product: expansin-A4-like
Exons: 3
Coding region: 78-857 (259 amino acids)
Biological process (GO): plant-type cell wall organization
Cellular component (GO): extracellular region
Source: RefSeq, a predicted model, not a curated record